Messenger RNA from Labrus bergylta (ballan wrasse), 1719 nucleotides. RefSeq names its product high-affinity choline transporter 1-like. Gene Ontology annotation, molecular function: choline:sodium symporter activity. Gene Ontology annotation, biological process: choline transport; transmembrane transport; acetylcholine biosynthetic process. NCBI's taxonomy places the organism in Eukaryota, Metazoa, Chordata, Actinopteri, Labriformes, Labridae. Gene Ontology annotation, cellular component: plasma membrane. The record is from RefSeq and is a predicted model, not a curated record.
UCAUGGCUGUGAACGUCCCAGGAGUGAUAGCAAUAGUGUUCUUUUACUUGCUGGUUCUGGGAACCGGCAUCUGGGCUUCUUUCAAGUCCAAAAGGGAGGCGAAGAAAAGUGCAGCUACUGGAAUGGAUAUGGCUCUGCUGGGAAAUAGGAGAAUUAGCUUGGUAGUGGGAAUCUUCACAAUGACAGCAACAUGGAUCGGAGGAGGCUUCAUCACUGGCACAUCUGAGAUGAUGUGCACACCCUCUUUGGGACUAACCUGGACAUUAGUGAUGAUGAUGGCAUUAUGCUCCUCCUUUAUAAUCGGUGGUUUGAUGUUUGCUCAGCCAAUGAGAGAAAGAAACUUUGUGACAAUGCUGGACCCGUUUCGUACCAAAUAUGGUAAAGGACUGACAACUGGACUGUGCCUGGCUUCCCUCGUCAUGGAUGUGGUCUGGAUACCUACAACACUUAUUGGUCUAGGCGGAACCAUGACUGUGGUCCUGGAUAUACCAUACUCUGUGUGCAUCUGGAUCUCUGCUGCAAUCGCCAUUAUCUACACACUUCUGGGAGGUCUCUACUCUGUGGCCUACACAGAUAUUAUACAGCUUGUCCUCAUAUUCUUUGGCUUGUCUAUCUGUAUUCCUUUUGUAUUCAUGAAUCCUUACACAUUGGACAUAAGCCAGGCACUCAUGAACAACACCCAACAUGAUCGUUGGAUUGGUAGACAAGGGCUGGAGAAGAUCUGGAUAAUGAUUGAUAAUUUCUUAUUCCUGACACUUGGAAAUCAGGGAUAUCAGUGCUUCCAUCAGAGGACCUUGUCAGCUUCUUCCCCGUUCACAGCCAAGCUGACAUGCUUUGCUGCUGCGUUUGUGGUAAUUCUAUUUGUGAUACCUUCAGCACUGCUUGGGUUGGCUGCUGCAUCUACAGAUUGGAACCGGACUUCCUAUGGUUCUCCAUCUCCAUAUGAACGUGGGGAAGCAGCUUUAGUUUUGCCCAUCACCCUGCAGCAUCUUACCCCGUCUUUCAUCUCCAUUAUUGCUAUCGGAUGUGUGGCUGCUGCAGUGAUGUCAUCUGCCGACUCUGCUUUGCUCUCAGCAGCUUCUGUAUUCAGCUCCAACAUAUACAAAAACAUCCUAAGGCCUCAGGCAUCAGACAGAGAGAUUCAUUGGGUGAUUCAAGUGGCUGUUGUAGUUGUUGGCUUGGUUGGUACAUCACUUACCAGCCUGAAAAGCAGCGCCAUAUUGUUUUGGUUCCUUGGUAAUGAAGUAGCUUACGUGAUCAUCUUCCCUCAACUCUUCUGCAUCCUCUUCUUCAACAUCUCCAAUGGUUAUGGGGCAAUCAUGGGCUUUCUGGUGGGAUUGGUGUUAAGACUUCUGUGUGGAGAUCCAUCACUUGGAUUAACACCAGUCCUACACUUCCCAGGAUGCACUCUUGAGGAUGGUGUUUAUGUCCAGUAUGCUCCAGUUAAGACCAUCUCCAUGCUGUCUGCCAUUGCUGCCAUAUUGAUUUUCUCCUACCUGGCUUCUGUGCUCUUCAACAAAGGCCUGCUCCCUGAAAAAUGGGAUGUGUACAAAGUGAAAGCCCAGCACUCACCACAACCACUGCCACCAAUAGAUGUCACCAGUUCAUUACCUAAUGAAAAUGAGAAAAAUAAUGAAAGCAACUCACAUACCGAGGCAUUAGAACCAAUGAUAAGCACAACAAUGUAGUAGUGUAUUCAGGACCACACAUUUACUAUGA